Molecule: messenger RNA, 570 nt
Organism: Scutellospora calospora
Lineage: Eukaryota; Fungi; Glomeromycota; Glomeromycetes; Diversisporales; Gigasporaceae
Source: the annotation of a GenBank genome assembly
AUGAACACAAGUGUAGGUUUUUGGAAUCGCGUUAAGGUUAAUCUUAAUUUAGUUGAAUUUAUGCGAAAAAUCCUACACCAAUCGACAUUUGACGUACGUACUUCUCCAAACACUACUUUACUGCAAGGUACUCUCAACCAGCUUAUAAGAUUUUAUCCAUAUCCAACUGGUGGAGUGUGUCAAAAUGCGUUAUGUCAUCGAAACUCUCUAGCUUUUGGAACACUUUAUAGACAUGAAAAUUUAACUCAACAAUUACAUGAUAAUCUUGAUCAAUUUAUGGGUGAAGUUAAUUUGUCUACAUUGACCCAAUUUUCUAAUUGUGUAAAAGCUGAUGAAUUGGUGACUUAUGAAGGAAAUAAGAUAUAUGUCACUGAUGAAAAUAUUAAAAAUAAUUUGAAUUUCCCUAUUUUCUUAUUUCAUGGAAAUGAUAACGUAGUGUAUGAUGUUAAGGGAAUCAGAAAAACAUAUGAAAAGCUUAUUACUAUUAAUGAUGCCACCAAUUAUAGUAUACGUCAUAUUCCUGGUUAUGGUCAUUUGGAUUGUUGGUGGGGUACAAAGGCUCAUAUUGAU